This is a messenger RNA of Boeremia exigua, 1677 nucleotides long. RefSeq lists its product as uncharacterized. Gene Ontology annotation, cellular component: mitochondrion. Lineage: Eukaryota; Fungi; Ascomycota; Dothideomycetes; Pleosporales; Didymellaceae. The record is from RefSeq and is a predicted model, not a curated record. Bases 1 to 1677 code for a protein of 558 amino acids. The transcript has 5 exons.
AUGCAGUCGCUUCGCAGGACAGCAGUAGCCGCUGCGCGGACGAGCCGAACCACCCUCUCGCGCCAGACGCGCCGCUACGCUCACGAUGAGCACGCCCACGGCCAUGCUGCCCCCGUAAACGAGUCUCUGGGCCGUGGCUUCUUCUGGGCCACCAUCUGGAUCCCUGCUGGCAUGGGCCUCUACCUCGUGUCGAAGAACUCUGACCAGGACCGACCUUUCCUUACCCGCCUUGUGGACAAGUACACCGAACUCGAAGAGCAGCGCACCAAGAGGAACGAUCUCCACGUGCGCAUGGUCGAGCAGGCGGGCGAGGACCGCGUCCUGUUCAACAACGCCAAGCCCCAGGAAUACGUUGAUAUGAGGUUUCCCGAGAUUAUGAACGCCGGCUCGCCCUACAACGUUCCCGCUGGUAGCCAAGUCCCAAUGACCUCUGUGAUUGAGAAGUACCAGAAGCUCGCGUACGAAGAUAACGAGCGCAAGCUUGAGGCGCUGGCCAACGACGAGAUCAAGAGCGAGCAACCCUUCACCAAGAGCCAGCUGAGGAAUUCGCCCAGAGUAUUUGGAGGUGUGAUUGGUAGUUUACUCAGAGCGUACAAUGGUGAUGUCGAUCGUCGAGUACCAGCACCGCGAAUCCCUGAGCUCAGUUUUCAGAUUGUCGCGCAGUACACACGAGGGCGUGACAUGAACGGGUCCGCCGGUACAAACAAAGACGACGCCCGCCGCACGCCUGCCGCCUCCAUGUCCUACACAUCACAACGAAACCACUCUGGACCGCUCGCCGUCGAGAAUCCCAACAUGGCUGCACCAAUCUCCCCCGUCUCGCCAGGCUCGCAGUGGGCUCGUCCCAAUCCCCAUAGCAACCCGCAAAGCACGCCGGGCAACUCCAAGACUUCUCAAUACAUCGAUAAGAUCACCUCCGAGAAUGAUCGCCUACGACGAGAGCUGCGAGCAGAGAAGCUCGCACGCGAGGACGAAGCCACACGCAUCUCGGCUGCCAAAACGAAGGCCGAGGACUCUCGAGCCGAGCUGCAGCACCUGCAGCUGCUCACAGAGACCAACGCACGAGCGAUCGAGCGCAAAGACAGAAAGCUGGAAGAGAUGAAAGCCCAGCUCGACGCCGAAAUCCACAGAAGGAAGUCAGCUGAGCAAAGGGCAGAAGAGGCACUCAAGAUGCUAGGCGACACACGAUCAGAAACACAGCGCCAGCUUGCAACUGCGUACGAGUCGAAGCACAUGGCAGACACUCAGCUAGAGACGGCGCGAGACGGCUUCAAGCGCAUGACCGAAGGCUACGAGAAGAAGAUCAAGCACAUCAGCGAAAGCAUGAACGAGCUGCGAAAGCAACGACUCGAAGACCGCGACAAGAUUAAGCGGCAAGCAGUCGUCAGCGACCAACUCCACCACGAGCUGUCGCGAAACGCACGCAGCGAAGGCGCCUUGACAAAUCUGAUGGAGGAAUACAGGAAGGAGCACAGGAUGGAGAUGGAUCAUCUGGUCCAAGAGGCACACAAGCUCAAGGCGGCGCUGCCCGCAAAGGAGCGCGAGGCAGACCGAUUGGUGCAAUCGUUGGAAGAGACAAGAGACAAGAUGAAGUGGGUCAUGACCCAGCACCAGCGCCAGACGGAGCAGCGUCCCCUAGAGCAGCGAAAACAGCAACGGCAGCAAGGGUACAAGUAG